This is a messenger RNA of Suillus subaureus, 1584 nucleotides long. RefSeq names its product copper fist DNA binding domain-containing protein. Bases 223 to 1383 code for a protein of 386 amino acids. The record is from RefSeq and is a predicted model, not a curated record. The transcript has 5 exons. Lineage: Eukaryota; Fungi; Basidiomycota; Agaricomycetes; Boletales; Suillaceae. Gene Ontology annotation, molecular function: RNA polymerase II cis-regulatory region sequence-specific DNA binding; DNA-binding transcription factor activity, RNA polymerase II-specific; copper ion binding. Gene Ontology annotation, biological process: positive regulation of transcription by RNA polymerase II; intracellular copper ion homeostasis; intracellular iron ion homeostasis. Gene Ontology annotation, cellular component: nucleus.
AACAUAUAGAGAGAGUUCAACCAAUCCCGGAUUCACAAUUCUCAAAGUACUUACCGUCAUUGCGGCAAAGUUACGUAACAGUUUGACCACGAUGGUCCUCCAUGAGGCAUUCUUUUAGCAUACAUAUAUCCUCACACCGUUUCUGGCGCUCACUGAGUGACGGCGUCCACUCUCAGCUGUAUGGAACGGUUGCCCUAGCCGCAAAGAUUUGGAUUGAUCACUAUGGUCCACAUCAAUGACAAGAAGUUUGCCUGCGAAUCCUGCAUCAAAGGACAUCGUUCUUCUUCUUGUCAUCACUCUGAACGACCGCUGUUCGAAGUAAAGAAGAAAGGCCGCCCGGUAUCACAGUGUAAAACAUGCCGCGAACUGCGAAACUCAAAGCGAUUCCACUCAAAGUGUACUUGUAACCCUAGGGAAGUAGUCGAUAAAAUUCCCAUACCAGCAGCUCGCCCAGACAGGAAACCGAAACGAUUCAUGCCGACGGUACCUACACUACCGAAUGGAAUAUCAGAUGCCUUGUCAAACUCGUCUUCCUUGCAGCCUGCGAAUACAAGACAGACAGUUGAUUCAUUACUGAACCCUUGCCACUGUAAGAAUGUUUUGCAGUGCCUGGGACGCUGCCAAUCUAUGCCUCUUAUGGGUUCCCCAGCACCUGCAACUGAAUCAUCUCCAAACGGUCUAGCCAUGCUCGCCAAAGCAGCUGCACUGAUCCAUAGGGAUAUUGUAUUGUGUCCAACGACCCAACGCUCCGAGGAAUCUUCUGCAUCUCCGAAGUCGUGCUGUACCAAAGAUACCCAAACAGCAGCUAUUCCCUCAGCCCGUUUUGAUCUCCCCCCCGUCCCGCCAUCCUCGUCUUCGAUGACAGUACCAGAGUUCCCCACGAUCCCUCCAUUCAGCGCUUUCAACUCAAUCGCUGGCUCUGGAUGCACCUGCGGACUUCGGUGCGCUUGUCCAGGUUGCGUGAAGCAUCGUGGGGCUGUUCAUGCUUUGAAGGAGCACGAAGAUUGUGCUGAAGGGUGUAACCACUGCGUCGACCACUCAGCAGGCAUUGAACUUCCAACUCUAGGGAAAGGUGCUAGUGGAAACAGCAUGAUCGACCAAUUUUUCGCCCGGGCUGCAUCCCUACCCACUCCUCCAGUGAAUCGUAAAAUUGGGGUUGAGUUCGAUCCAACGGACAUUACAAUCUAUCCUGUUGACCUUUUUACAAAAUCAAUUAAAGAAUACGAGGAGCGAGGUGCGGCAUUUGGACUAGUGACCGUGCCGAAGCUUGAGUGCUGUGGAGGACGGUGUGGUUGUCCAUCCGAUGGCUGCGGAUGCGGACAAUCUUGUGAUGGUUGUCCUAAUGGCCAACAUGCUCACAGCCGGUCUGAGCCUGUUAGCUAACAGGAAUUUUAUGCAUUCAAUUUUUGGUGUAUGAUAGUCAGACUCGUACUUUAAAUUUUAAUAUCCUGCUCAAUGCUUAAUUCCCUCAUACCAGGGCCCCGGAUAACACCCGUGGAUGCUUUUACAACAUCUUAUCAAAGUAUUUCAAGCUACGACGUAUGGUAGGGUGCUAUCAGCACGCGGGAGGCACAUGUUCGCCCC